AAAUUGCCGUCGCACGGUUGGGGUGUUCCGACUGAUUGAUGGUAUUACAAUGCAAUUGACGUGAUAGCUUGCGAGUUUGCCGUUAGAUCUCUGCGAUGUCAGGGCGUCGUCUUCUCGAUGCCAUCACGCUCCUCAACGCCACACGCAAUGUCGCCGCAAAGCACCUUGCUUUGCAGAGAAAGCACCUCGAUAUCCACGCACGAACGUCGUCGCUGACAAAAGAGAUCAAGUCUCAGUCAGAUCGAUUGGGUCUUGCGCUCAAAGCAGCUACUGAAUUAGCGCGGAAACUCGACGACUCGUCACCGAGCACUGCCACGGGAAGGGCUAAUGUGGGAGCGGAAGAUUUUACAACAGCGGAGGAUGGAAGGAAUUUUGCUGAAAAUUCAAAUUCUCCCGAGAUCAGAAAUAGUGAAGGGCUAGACGAAGGGCAGGAGGGCGUGAAAAUAAGUUCAACCCAGGCGUUCGAAUCGGAAUAUGCGCCUAAACAAGAUGCAGUGCCUCCAAAAAUCGGAAGCGAUGAAAGGUCUGCUCCAAAGACGACAGAGCCACUGGAUGAUUUGAGUAACACUACAACUAGCAAUGUAACGGGGUCUACAAACAGUGAAAAUGCUGUCAACCGCGAGGAGCUCCCGGAUGAUAUGGUGAAGCAGCUCUUCCGAAGCCAGAAAAUGUCAAAUUCUAUAUAUCGGAAUCGCCACGGUGGAAAAUCUUUCGUCUCUGACGAGAUGUCCGGGAGGAGCCCUUUAGCCCCUGGAUUUGCGUCUGCGCAACGCACAACAGGCGCAUCCCAUCCCGCUAGUAGUCCAGUCGAGCCCAAGUCGAAUUUAGCAACGAUGGCUUCGGCUCAGCCCACAGAACAAGACCAAAAUCCGAUAAACUUUCAAGAAAUCCACGAAGAAACAGCCAAAAUAGACGCGAAUGAGACCCCUUUAAAACGAGAAUACCAAAUGGUAGAAUCUCGCAUACCAUCAUCUCGCCUUGGAAGGCUGUGGGAAUACGGCGGUCUUGCAACAUCAAUGGCAUUCGGAAUAAUGGGCGAAAGCAUACGUCGAGUUGCUGGCAGUGAUGAGGCGAGCACCGGCUCCUUGCUGCUUAAUCCUGCAAAUAUAGGGCGUCUUGUGGCAAAGCUAUCUAAAAUGCGAGGCGCCGCCCUUAAACUUGGACAGAUGCUUAGUUUUCAAGAUUCAAAGAUGCUACCCCCAACGAUCCAAGAGGUCCUGCAGCGUGUCCAAGACAGGGCCGAUUACAUGCCUGCUUCGCAGCGGGACAAGGUUUUAACCGAUAAUCUGGGAUCUGAUUGGAGAAACUUGUUUGCAACUUUUGAUGAGGUCCCAAUGGCUGCCGCGUCCAUAGGACAGGUUCACGGCGCCACACUGAAAGAAACUGGGCAACGAGUGGCAGUGAAAGUACAAUAUCCAGGUGUCGCUGAUUCCAUUGAUUCCGAUUUAAAGAACCUAUCGAUUCUACUUACCGCAUCCCGCCUCCUACCCAAGGGUUUAUAUCUGGAUAAAACCAUUGCAAACGCGCGGAUCGAGCUCGCUUGGGAAUGCGACUACAUUCGCGAGGCAGAAUGCGGCCAAAAAUUCAGGCAAUUCCUCCAAGACGACACGCCCACGUUCCUUGUCCCCGAAAUUGUCACCUACGCCUCGGGCAAACAGGUCUUGACCAUGGAACGCAUGGACGGCAUAGCAGUCACCAAAAUCCAAAAUUUCACUCAGGGCCAGCGAGAUUGGAUUGGAACUCAAAUCCUUCGCCUUUGCCUCCGCGAAAUCUGCGAAUUCAGAUAUAUGCAAACCGAUCCGAACUGGACCAAUUUUCUCUACAACGCUCAAACCAACCGGCUUGAACUUCUUGAUUUUGGCGCCUCACGCGCGUACCCUGCCUCGUUCAUUAUAACCUAUAUCCGCAUCUUACUCGCCGCGUCUCGCAACGAUCGCGAGAUGUUACAUGAGCUAUCUCUCAAGUUGGGCUAUCUCACGGGCUUCGAAUCACAAGCCAUGAUCAACGCACACAUCGACUCCAUCCUCACGCUCGCCGAGCCGUUUAGAGAGAGUUCUCCUGAUAUAUAUGAUUUCAGCGAUCAAACAAUCACAGAGCGGGUAAAGGAGUUGAUUCCUUUGAUGCUAAGAGAGAGAUUGGCGCCGCCGCCCGAGGAGACGUAUUCACUUCAUAGGAAACUUAGCGGAGCAUUCUUGCUAUGUGCAAGAUUGGGAAGCAGAGUACCAUGUCGGGAGCUGUUCGCAAACGCCUUGAGCAAAGUGGAAUGGGAUAAUGAGGAAGGAAAUCACACUGCGAGUGCGAAUUAGUAAAUC
Coccidioides posadasii C735 delta SOWgp is the source of this 2312-nucleotide messenger RNA. RefSeq lists its product as uncharacterized. NCBI's taxonomy places the organism in Eukaryota, Fungi, Ascomycota, Eurotiomycetes, Onygenales, Onygenaceae. Gene Ontology annotation, biological process: ubiquinone biosynthetic process. The record is from RefSeq and is a predicted model, not a curated record.